AUGUACUCGAUGCUGCCCUCUGCCUCCGCCCCCGCGGCGUCGUCCCUCCCUGGGGCAGUCCCUGCGCUCCUGACCGCCGCGAGUCCGAACGCCGCGGGCCUUCCCACCGCAGGAGGCAACACUGCCGCUGCGCGCUCUGCGUCGCCCUCUGUCGUCGCGUCUAACAACCUCGUGGCUGCGGCGCUACGUAAUCUGCCUUCCUCGUUCGGUUUGCAGCCGCUGCAGCAGCUUCAACCGCGCUUUGUGCCGCAGCAGGCCCCCGCCGACGGGGCGACUGCGAGCCCCUCGCCCUCUCCUCCUAUCUCCUCCUCAUUGCCCGGCGUGGCUUCGGCCUUGUCCAGUCGCCCACCGUCGUCGGGCGCGACCGCAGCGGCGGACGCCGCCGGGGUGAGUGCCCCCGCCGCGGCGCUCUCGCAGAACUCUCUCGUCCUCAGCGCGGCUAGCGAAGCCUUAGGCGCUCGCAGAAGGAGCUCGGGGGUCAGCGCCCCGGGUGCGACGGUCUUUCCUGCCGCUGCGCCGCCGACGCUUCCCGCAGGUGCCACGUCUUCCUCCUUGUCGUCUUCGCCCUUCCUCCUCGGCAACCUCCUACAGGCUGCGCUCCUGGGCGCCUCCACGGCCGCCGCCGCGCCCGGUGUAUCUGGCUCUUCGCCGCAUGCGGCGCUUCUGAGCUCCCUCGCCUCGUCUCUGCCUGCAGCCGGAGGCGUGGCAGCCGCAUCCCCCUUCGCCGCGCCGCACUCGCGGUUCUUCGCAUCGCCUCAGGGCCUCUCGAAGGUCCCCCCGGCGGCCGGCGGCGGCGCCUGUGCGAGCCUCAACGGCGCGGUGGUGGUGUCGCAGGCCGCGCAGCCGUCAAACGCUUCGCCCCGCUCCGCCGCAGUCGCGGAACCAGGCGCGGGCGCUGCAGACGCAGCAGCCCGAGAGAAAGACGAAGCCGGCGACGCGGGGGCGUCCCGCGCUCAAGAUGCUGCCGCGCCGGGCGACCGCACGGCUCUCGAGGCGGGGCGGCUGUCCGUGAGCAGAGCGAGACACGGGCUACCCGCGCCCGCCUCGUCUGCUGCCACAACGGCAGCAGACGAGGCCGCGGCAGGCCAGCGGGAGCUCGCCGCGGAGGCGGACGAAGACGCAGUGUGCAGCGUGUGCGUGAUUGGCGAGUGUGAGCAGCAAAACAACAUCGUGUUCUGCGACGAGUGCGGCUGCGCAGUUCACCAGUUCUGCUAUGGCGUCGUGCAGAUCCCCGAGGGGCCAUGGUACUGUUCGCUCUGCACCUGGCUGCGGCGCAAGACGCAAAAGAAGCGCGAUGACGGCCGCGCUGCGGCGGCCCGCGGCGAAGAGUGGAGCGCAGCUGCGGAGGGCGCGACGGACAAGGCGAGCAAGGAGAACGCGACAGGGGCGCCCGACUCCUCUUCUGCGUCCGUAACGGCCACGUCUGCGGCGUCUGGCUCGCAGCCGAGCGACGCGGCGGCUCCGUCUGCGGCUUCUUCUGCGGUAGCUCCGCCCGCGUCGCCUCCCGUGUUGUGUAAGUUGUGCGGCAAGGGAGGCGGGGCGAUGCGGCGGGGGCCUGAGAAGAUCUGGGUUCACAGCUGCUGCGUCUUGUACUGUCGCACGGGGCCGCAGUUCCGCCGCACUCUGCAGCUGGACGAGCCGAUUAACAUCCGCCAGUCGCUCUCGGUCGCGCGCGCCAUGUCGUGGCGCUGCAGCGUGUGUCAGAAGCGCGAGGGGUACCCGAUUUCCUGCGGAUUCCCCGGAUGCACCAGGCGCCAACACGUCACCUGCGCGCGCGCCGCGAAGUGCGUCUGCAUCAUCUCCUCGCUGUGGGAGGGCGACGUCGACGGCGCCGGCCGCGAGCGCGUCUGGAAGGCCGUCUUCUGCCCCGCACACAACGACCCUGUCUCCAUUCAGUACGCCAAGGAAUUCGAGCGCGAGCGAGUCUUCUCGCGCUCGCCGCCGGCGGCGCCCCAGACGGCCGCCGCGACGCCGUUCGCGCAUGCCACCCCCGCCCUCACGGCGGUGCUCGUGCCCCAGGCCUGCGGAGACGACGCACAGGGUGAGACGCAGCACGGCGAAGGAGGCGGAGGCGAAGGAGCCAAGCCGAAGGAGGCGUGUUCCUGUGGGGGGGGCCCGGGCGCUGCGACUCAGCAGUCCAACGGCGUGACAGCGGGGGAAACUGCACCUGGCGUGAAGGAGCAGACAGGCGCGGUCGACGCCGCCGGGGGCGCAAAAAAGGUGAGGGACGCAGCGUCUGCAGAGGCCGGACAGGGAGACUCGAAGGAUGAAAAGGGAAGCGGAGUUCCUUCUGGUAUGGCUGGAGACUGUCAAGAGGAGACGAAGGGCCUCAGACCAGCGCUGUCCCCCUCUGGGCGCUCCGCCCGGACGCAGGCAGCCGGGGCGGGGGGGGGGCCAGGCCCCACACAGACUCUGGGCGUAUCGUCUGCGGCCGGUGCGGUUCAAGCGGGGGGCGCUGGCGAGAGUGGAUGCGCCACAGCGGCGGCUGCCGCGCCGCUGUCGUCCUCGCAGGCGUUGCCUGGCAGCAACGCGUCGUCUCAAAGCUCCUCUUCGUCAUCGCUGCCCGCUGCGUGCGCCGCGCGUGGCGGCGCGCCGACCUCGUCUGUCGCAGCUUCCUCGUCUGCGGCAUCCGCUGGGCUGCCUGCGGCCCUCGCAUCUGGUUCGUCUUCGUUUGCGCAGAACCCGCUGUCUCUGGGCUCUGUCCUCUAUCCUCAGGCCUUCGGGGCCGCCGGCGGUGGCGCCACUGGCGACUCGGGGGGGCCCUAUCCCCCGAGCUCCUGCUGCAGAAGCAGCUGCUCCUGCAGGCCUUGGGCGCGGGUGAAGCCUCAGGGGUUGGCCUUCAGCGGCUUGACUCCAUCGGCGAUUGCGCCGUUGCUCGAGCCUCUCGUCGCGCCCUACGCAACAGCGCAGCAGGCAUUGGGGAAGAAGGAGACUCCCGACGGGCAGCCACGACUUCCAGGCGCUGCGGCUCCGGCGGCGGGGGCGGGCGGAAGCGUGUUGCCCGGUCUCGCUGGCGCGCCGCUUCUCGCGAAUUUCGCAGCGGGCGGGGUCGGCGGCCCUGGGGACAUGCGCGCCGCAGGCGUGCCUCCCGGUCUCGCGCUGCCUUCGUCCUCCCUCGUGGCGGCGCCUCCCGGCGCAGUUGGAGGCGCCAGUCUUCUGGCGCAGCAAUACCAAAACGUUGCGUUCCGGUCUCAGCAGGCCGGGGUCAACACCCCCGUCGGGCUGCUGUACCAGAGCCUGGCCGGCGCCGGGGCUGGCCUCGGCGGCGUAGCCCCGGGGGCGCUCGGCAUCGGAGGCCCGCAAGGGGCGGCGGGCCCCGUAGGCACCCUGCGCGCGGCUUCGCCCGGCGCGCAGUUUGCAUUUCUCACGCCGCAGCAGCUCUUGGCGGCGACGCAGACGCGCGUGGGGGGGCAGGCUCUCGCGGCAGGCGGCGCGCUCCCCGCGGGGGCCAACUGUCUCCUCCAGCCCGGGGCGGGCGCCCUUCCCUUGCGCUUCCCCGGCGCGGCGGACGGAGUCGUCCUCACUGGGGGCGCCCUUCCCGCGAGAGGCGGAGAGGUCGCCGGCGGCGCCAGUCUGAAUGGAGCGCGCGAGAGAGAAGGAGAAGGCCUUCCCGCGCAAGGCGGUGCGUCUCCGGGGGCCGCGGCCUUGGCGUCGCGCGGUGCGGCUGGUGCCCCUGGAGCCGCGGCGGGACGGGGAGAGGCGAAGGGAGACGCCAGUGCGUCUGCGUUUCCUCUCGCAUCUGCUUCGCUUCAGACCGCGCAGGCGCCGCUCGCGUCCGCGCCGCCGCAAACGCUGUCUGCAUCGUCGCUGACAGCCGUCGAAGGCCCGCCAGGAGCCGAGUUAGCGGGCGCUCCGCCGCCCUGUGCAGAGGGGGCGACUGCAGCGUCGCCGCUCGCGGUGUCGCAUCUCGCCGCGUCGCCCCAUCCAUCGCCGCCGCUGAAGGCGAUGGGGUCGCUUCGCUCGGGCGGGAAGCGCGGGGGCCGCGGUGGCAGGUCGUCGCAUCGCUCGAUGCUCUUUGGGGCCUUCAGGAAGUCGCAGGCAGGCGUGGGCGGCGUCGCAGGCGGCACGCGAGCGAGCGGCCUGGCGGGCGCUGCCGCGAAACACGGCGCAUUGAACGCACUCGGUCUCGGCGGCGUGGAGGGCGGCGUGGGUGCGGACAUGCUGUUGGACGGCUCGCUAGUGGCCGCCUCCUCGUCUGGAUCCCACGGUGUGCAUACCCCCGGGACGACGACGCGCGGGAGCCGCGUGCAGUGGGGCCGGUUUGACGCGCUUUUCCGUCGAGUGCCUGUGGGGCCGUUUGCACAGAGCAUCCUCGAGACGCUCAAGAGUUCGCAGGAGCGCCGCGCGGCCGCGGAGGAGGCGCGAGUAAUUGAAAAGAUUCUCGUCUCGCCGGGGCUGCGCCCCGACGUUGACACGCUCACCGAGCCGCCGCUGGAAGACAGAGAAGUCGUGGAGAGUCUCCUGGAGCUUUACGUCCAGCAAGUUGACGAGGCGCUGCGCCGCGCGCGCGAGCUGAAGCGCCGGGAGCGAAAGGCCGACCGCGAGAAGAAGCGAAGAGAAAAGGAGCUGGCGAGCGCCGAAGAGCGCGCGGCGAAAGACGACGGAGAUUCGCAGGAAAUCGCGUUGCAAGCGCGUGACAAGCAGACCGAGACCUCUGGCGGAGGCGGGGCGGACGCUCGGCCGAGUGACCCUCGAGAGACGACUGAGGGAUCUCCUGGGCAAGAAGGAGAGCAGGGACCCAGCAGCAAAGGGGUCGACGAAGGAAGCUCAGCAAGAAAGCGUGGCGCGCCGGAUAACGUGGCGAGCUCGUGCGCUGGCGAACAGUCGGGCAGCGAAGCGACAAAGCGGCGGAAGACUGAGGACGCGCGUGGGGAGCUCUUGCCGGCAGAGCUGCCGUCGCCUGCGCCGCAGGGGCUCUCUCUUUCGAGUGCGGAUAGGCCACAGGAGAGCGGAAUGGACGUGGCGUCCGCCGUGGCGCCGGAGCUGAGUGCGGCGGGCGGUCUGUCCCCCCCUGCUGGCCGGGCGGGGACGGGGGGUGCCGGCGAGGAGCUGCCGGGAGAGAAUAAGGAAGGCGGCGGGCCUGCUGCGCCUGCUGCGGAGACGAAGAAGCGCGAGAGGCGGCACGCGCACUCUGGGCAGGACGACGAUCGCGAGGAUGAAGAGGAGGUCUGUUUGCCUUUCACGGCGCUCGUCGACUUUGGGCCUGUGGCCGCGUGGAUCCUCUUCGAGGCCGUCCCUGGCGAGCCGCAGUCCGCGGACGAUUUCGAGAUCUUAGAGCGCCUCUGCGCGAGUGGCUGCCUCCGCGGGGCGGGGGGCAGCACGGGAUCUCCGUCGCCGCCCCAGUCGCGCAAGACUUCGUCUUCUUGCCUCCUCGACGCGGGUCUCCCGUCGUCGCUCGGCAUGGUCGGCUUUCCCCCGCCGUCUUCCGCGUGCGCGGGAGCCCCGGGGGGCAACGACCGCCAUGCGUCGCCGACGGGGCGAGGCGGGGUCGGCGCCGCCUGGAGAGAGAAAGGCAGCUCGGGCGCGAAGGGGCUGCUCGCUUCACCGCGUUUCAGGCCGCCUGCCGACGUCCCAAAAACGCCCGGCUCGCCCUCCGCGGGCGUGGCUGCAGCAAGCGAGCGCGCCGGCCGGCGCGGCGCGGCAUCGCUGAAGGGUUGUGACUAUUUCUCCCAGAAGGCCGCGCCGGGCGAUGAGGGUCACGCGGGCGGCAAGCGGAAAGGCGACGCGCGGGGGCUCGCCGGCGGCGAAGCAGCAGAGGCCGCCCCUCGGCGCGGCCAUAAGCGCGAAGGGAAGGAAGAAACCGCAGGGGGGCGCGAGGAGGAGGAUGCGCUGCGCGGAGCCCUGUCGGGAGAGGGCGAAGGUGAGGGGAGCAAACCAGAAGAGGGCGCCCGGUACCGCCUUGUCGUGAAGGCGUUCAAAACACUGAGUUUCUACCAACUGACUUACUGCAGACGACGCCUGCAGCAAGUCUUCCUCAGGCCACAUCGCCACCCGCUGUACCGACAGCUGCUUCAGGUGGAGGCGCGGCAUCGGGAGCGACGCGGAGAAGACAGACAGACAGAGGUGGAAUUCUGCGACAGGGUGCAAACCGACCGCGAGGAAGGCGACGCGGAGAAAGACCAGAGAGUCUUUCCGCUGCUGCAGCUCUCCAAGAUGCUCGCGGACCAUCAAAUCACCGCCACCUCUUUCCUCCCUCCAGACAAGGGGCGGCACAAACAUGGAAAAGACGCUGUCGCCUCGCCCAAGAAGGGCGCCGGGGCGUCGCCGACUACCGGCGUCAAGACCGAGAUUGCGCCGGGGCGCAAUGCAGCGGCGGCGAGUGUCUCCUGGGUCACACCGCUGGAGGCCGGGGGCGGCAGCCUUGGGCCCGACGGGGGCGACGCGCAGAAUCUGUCCGUCGCCGAGGCCGCUUCGCCUGCUGCGCGAUCGAGCGCCGUUGAGGAGGGUGCGCAGAGACGAGGAAAGGACCUGGCGCCAGCGCCGGCGCAGAAUGUCGAGAGCGCGGGGCAGGGCGGGGUCUUUGCGAGUCUUCGUGUCGACGAGCUGGAUGACAGAAGCGUGUCGCCGCUCCCCGUCACGUCGGCCCCGAGCUUCGUCUCUGGGGGAGCCGCCGAGGAGGGGAAGAAGGGCGAGGCGCUGCUGCUCCACGAUGGCCUUGGGAUUGCGGCGUCGCCUCUCCACGCGGGCGCCUGGUCGCGCGUCGGCGGCGACGCCGCGGCCUCGUCCUCGCUGGCUGCUGCGGCCUCGCCGUCGGCGGCAUCCGCCCGCGCGGCCCGCUGGCCGCCCGCGCCACGCCCCCGCGACUUCCUUGACGUCGAGCCGGAGGGCGAGGGGCAGUUGGGCGCCGCGGGGCAGGCGGGCGCCUGCGUCGUCACGGUCGGAGGCCAUCGUUGGUUUGUCAAGCCCUGGGGCUGGAAGGAAUCGCCCUACGCGAGCCUGGUGACUGGUGCUGACGACUUCGUCGGCUUCCAGUGCGCCCAGUUCCUCCAAGUGAGUGACAGCGAACCGCCUCGGAACAGAGGGCGGGGGGUGAGGGGGGGUGGGGGGAUGAGAGAAAGAGGAGAGAGGAGGGAGGGAAGGAGCAGAGGGCGAGCGGGGACUGUCAGGCGGGCGUUUGGCGGUACGCCGAGGUUUUGUGGCGGUGCUCAGUCGCGACCGCUUGUCUGCUGCAGCUGA
Molecule: messenger RNA, 7176 nt
Organism: Besnoitia besnoiti
Lineage: Eukaryota; Apicomplexa; Conoidasida; Eucoccidiorida; Sarcocystidae
Product: PHD-finger domain-containing protein
Exons: 2
Coding region: 1-7176 (2391 amino acids)
Biological process (GO): regulation of transcription by RNA polymerase II
Source: RefSeq, a predicted model, not a curated record